Molecule: messenger RNA, 1668 nt
Organism: Penicillium cinerascens
Lineage: Eukaryota; Fungi; Ascomycota; Eurotiomycetes; Eurotiales; Aspergillaceae
Product: putative glycosyl hydrolase
Exons: 1
Coding region: 1-1668 (555 amino acids)
Biological process (GO): carbohydrate metabolic process
Source: RefSeq, a predicted model, not a curated record
AUGAGCAACGCGCUGGUGUACCCGCCCCAGCAACCUAUCCGAGAGGAUGCCUCUGCUGUUAAGAGUCCUCUAAGCGCUUUGAUUGAUUUCUCAAACGAUGACGAAGUCGGAGAGAGCUAUGCGCCUGAGCCCUUGACCUGGUCCUCGGCCUUUGAGACGCAACAGCACCUGCUCACUGCGUUGCGGGUGAUGCAAGACGAGUAUUUCGUACUAUGGAUGGGCACAUGGCCGACCAGCAUCGAUUGGACCGCCGCUGUCUUGGGAACGCAUGUCGCCGCGACACUAUCUUCCUUUACCUCCAGCCCAUUUGGACUCGACAAGGGAGACCAAUCACACGAGGCAUCUUUUGCUGCGUUUGAGAACACUGUCAAUUACUUCUUCAGUCAUACUACAACCUUCUACUUUGGCGAGGAUGCUUUCAGUCUCAGGAAUCAGGCCUACGACGAUAUGCUUUGGGUCGUGUUGGACUGGCUGGAGAACAUCAAGUUUCAAGACCUGCACUCGGAUCUGCAUUAUGCUUCUGCCAACUCGUCCAACAAGACCUCGGGCGAAGGAUGGUACGGCACGCAGUUCCGUAACUCGGCUGCACACCGAGCACGCAUCUUCUGGGAGCUCGCCUCGGCUGGGUGGGACAAGACUCUCUGCAACGGCGGGAUGAUUUGGAACCCGACUCUGGUUCCGUACAAAAACGCCAUCACAAACGAGCUGUACAUCUCCGCGAGCAUUGCGAUGUACCUGUAUUUCCCAGGUGACCCCAUUGACGCGCCGUUCGUCUCCAAUUCGGCAGGCACUGCACCCAAGAAGGAGAAACCGCACAACACGACGCAUUUGAAGGCAGCCGUUGAUGCAUAUGCAUGGCUAAAGAACUCGAACAUGACUGGUAUUUACGGACUCUACGCCGACGGCUUUCAUAUCAGCGGCUGGCAAGGGUCCUCGAACCCUGGAUCGCGCAAAUGCGAUGUGCUCAACAAGAUGAUCUUCACCUACAACCAGGGAGUCGUUCUCAGCGGGCUGAGAGGACUCUGGCUAGCCAUUGGCUCACAGGCCUACCUAGACGACGGUCAUGAACUGAUCGGAAGGAUCCUGCGCGCCACGGGAUGGCCGCAGGUCUCGUCGAACAAGUGGACCGGCCUGGGACGUGGCGGAGUGAUGGAAGACACAUGCGAUUCCCACGCGAGCUGCUCGCAGGAUGGACAAACCUUCAAGGGCAUCUUUUUCCACCACCUGACGGAAUUUUGUCGGCCGUUGCAGCCGCAGGAGGAGUCGUUCCUCGGCGGCGAAAAAGCGCCAGAUGUUGUCGGUGACUGGGAUGAAGUGUACAGUCAGCAUCUCAAGAGAUGCCAUGCCUAUGGGCCUUGGAUCAAGCACAAUGCGCAGGCGGCGCUUAUUACCCGUGACGACAAGGGCAAGUUCGGCAUGUGGUGGGGACUUCCUUUCAACCGGGCACCGGUCUCGGAUGAGAUUGUGAAUAGCAGCACUCUCCCUGAUGGUGCUGUCGACUAUAUUAACGAUGAGCCCACUGUGGAUGUGGAUGUUGACGCCUCGGGCCCAGUUGUGCCCCGGGAUUUCAAUGACCGUGGGCGUGGCCGUACCGUCGAGACGCAGUCUGGCGGUGUUGCCGUGCUGAGAGCUCUGCUGCAGUGGCAAACCUAUGAUGAACUCUUAUGA